Poecilia latipinna (sailfin molly) is the source of this 1141-nucleotide messenger RNA. It is a transcript of the gene sertad3, whose product is annotated as SERTA domain containing 3. The record is from RefSeq and is a predicted model, not a curated record. NCBI's taxonomy places the organism in Eukaryota, Metazoa, Chordata, Actinopteri, Cyprinodontiformes, Poeciliidae. Gene Ontology annotation, molecular function: transcription regulator activity. Gene Ontology annotation, cellular component: nucleus. The transcript has 2 exons. Bases 369 to 1100 code for a protein of 243 amino acids.
GUUACGCAACUAAACUCCAUUACCCAGAAUGCCUUUCGACAUCCAGCUUCCAACUGUAAAGCGACUGGCGUGAAACUCAAAUCACGGGCGGGAGCUUGCUCUUAGUUUCACCCGACUCCGCGCUCCGGUACAUUUAAACGUUUUUCACUUUUUCAAAAAUCGCUAUUUAAAUUCCGUUCAAUUUUUACUUUGGUUACAUAAAAGCGAAGUUUUAUCGGUCGUCCUUUUAGCGAAGUGAGUAAUUGCGACGAGUUUAAAAGUUAAACGGCAGCAACGAAACUCUCCGAGGGAGGAGUGAACCAACAGGUCGGUUUAACUGUCUUUUUAAACAGCUUUACAAGUUUACAGCCUGGGUUUCCGGCGUGAAGAUGAUUCUGAAAGGUCAGAAACGGAAACUGGACCUGGAGGACGGGGAGGCGUCGGACCGGAGCAGCCCGACGUGGGAGAGCCAGCGGCAGUUCGUCUUCUCCGUGUCACUGAACAAGUACCAGCGCGGCCAGGAGCUGCCGGAGCCCAGCCUGCGCCGCUCGGUUCUGAUCGCCAACACGCUGCGCCAGAUCGCUCUGGAGAAACACUGUGAGUCGCCACCGCCACCGGACUCUGCCUUAAUGUCCGGAGAACCGGCGACUCCGCCCACAAACCGCGGCCAAUCAGAGGACGAGGACUGGGGGUCAGCGGAGUCCGACUUCUCCCUUUCAGCCGCCAUUUCCUCCAUCCUCACUGCGCUGGACUCCACCAUCGACGGCGGCCCGCAGGCAGCUCCGCGGACACCUCUGCGGUCCGUGGAGAACCUCCUGGAGAGCGCCGGCGACGCGGCGAAACCCGGCUACGUGAACGACGUCAGCAUGGAGGAUCUGUUCCAGGAAGUAGAUGCGUCCCUGCUGGGGAGAGUCGGCUACCCGGCCGAAGAGGAGCUGAUCUGCUACCUGCCGCCGUUCUCCUCCGCCUCCUCCAACUUCAGGUGCUUGCCUUCGUUCUCCUCCUUCAGUCCGCUCUCUUCCUCGUCUUCCUCACCUGACUCCGCCUCCUUCUCUGGUCCUAAUCAAAGCAGGGAAGCGUUUGAGCUGGAGCACCUGAUGGAGAUCCUGGUGGAGUCUUGACGACUUUCUCUAAAAUAAACAACAAAAAACUUCCAUCAUAA